UCAUCUUCCCCUCCUUUUCUGCACAGGUUUGAGAGCUUCCCUUCUGCUGCAGAGGCAAAAUGAGCUGGGAUUUCCUUACGCGCCUGUUGGCCGAGAUUUCCAACCAUUCAACCUUCGUGGGCAAAAUAUGGCUGACCCUCCUCAUCAUCUUUCGAAUCGUGCUUACUGCGGUCGGGGGCGAGUCAAUCUACUCUGAUGAACAGAGUAAUUUUGUGUGUAACACGCUGCAACCCGGUUGCGAGAACGUGUGCUACGAUGCGUUUGCGCCACUGUCACACAUUCGCUUCUGGGCAUUUCAGGUGAUUAUUAUCGCCAGCCCCUCCAUCAUGUACCUUGGCUUUGCUAUGCAUAAGAUUGCCCGCAUGGAGGACAAUGACUACCGGCCGCGGGGCAGGAAGAGGAUGCCGAUAGUGAGCCGCGGUGCGGAGGAUAAUGAGGAGGAGGAACCCAUGACCCUGGAAGAGAUUGAGGCAGAAGUCACGGAGAAGCCCAGCAAAAAGCACGGCGGAAAACGUUGCAUCAAGCGCAAUGGCCUGAUGAAGGUCUACGUGUUUCAGCUGCUGUUGCGUGCCAUCUUUGAGGCCUCGUUCCUGUUCGGACAGUACAUCCUUUAUGGACUUGAGGUGGCCCCGGUGUACGUAUGCACACUCUCCCCUUGCCCAUACAAAGUGGAUUGCUUCGUCUCGCGCCCAACAGAGAAAACCACCUUCCUGCGCAUUAUGUAUGGCGUCAGCGCCCUGUGUCUGCUCUUCACCAUGUUGGAGAUCCUUCACCUCAGCAUCAGCGGUAUCCGGGACUACUUUUGCGCACGCCUGCCUCAGCCUCCCACCCCACGGCUGCCUCAGCCUCCCACCCCAUGCCUGCCUCAGCCUCCCACCCCACGGCUGCCUCAGCCUCCCACCCCACAGCGGCCUCAGCCUCCCACCCCACGCCUGCCUCAGCCUCCCACCCCACAGCGGCCUCAGCCUCCCACCCCACGGCGGCCUCAGCCUCCCACCCCCCACCGCCAGCCAUCUACACCUCCAGGCUACCACACGGCUCUGAAGAAGGACCCGUCGGGGAAAAUGGGCUUCAGGGACAACCAGGGAGACUCGGGCUGCUGCGAAGACACCUGA
Messenger RNA from Sander lucioperca (pikeperch), 1115 nucleotides. RefSeq names its product gap junction gamma-1 protein-like. Gene Ontology annotation, cellular component: connexin complex. Bases 60 to 1115 code for a protein of 351 amino acids. Gene Ontology annotation, biological process: cell communication. The transcript has 2 exons. The record is from RefSeq and is a predicted model, not a curated record. NCBI's taxonomy places the organism in Eukaryota, Metazoa, Chordata, Actinopteri, Perciformes, Percidae.